This is a messenger RNA of Oryza brachyantha (malo sina), 4954 nucleotides long. RefSeq names its product ABC transporter C family member 4-like. The record is from RefSeq and is a predicted model, not a curated record. NCBI's taxonomy places the organism in Eukaryota, Viridiplantae, Streptophyta, Magnoliopsida, Poales, Poaceae. The coding region runs from base 49 to 4623 and encodes 1524 amino acids. Gene Ontology annotation, biological process: transmembrane transport. The transcript is spliced from 11 exons. Gene Ontology annotation, molecular function: ATP binding; ATP hydrolysis activity; ABC-type transporter activity. Gene Ontology annotation, cellular component: vacuolar membrane; plant-type vacuole.
GCCGCGCGUCCGCCCCAACCCCAAAUGUGACGACGCCGACGACUCGACAUGGUUCUCCUCCUCCUCCCGAGGUGGAUGGCCACCGCGGCGUGCUCGCCGCCGCCGCCAGGUGGUUCCUUCGCCGACCUGCUCGCGUUCCUCUUCCUCUCUCCGUGUCCCCAGCGCGCGCUCCUCGGCGCCGUCGACCUCGCCUUCGUCGUCGCGUCGCUCGUCGUCCUCAUCGCCCGCUGGAGGCGGUCCCGAGGAAGCGGCGGCGGCGGCGGCGGAACGGGGGAUGGACCCGAGCGGGAGGCGCUCCUGCGGAAGCCUCCGCCGUCGGCGCGGCCUUUCCGUGCCGCCGUCCGCUACGCGCUCGCGCUCGGGGCGUCGGUGGUGUUUGCGGCGGCGUCUGCCGUCCUCGUCGUGCUCGCGCUGUUUCUCCUGCCGAGCACGACGUGGCGCGUUGGGGAAUCCGCCUUCCUCGCCGUCCACUUCGUCGCGCACGCCGUCGCCGCGUGGACCGUAGCGUCGGAUAGGGGAGCGGCGGUGGCCGAUGGCGCCCUCCCUGGUCACCUCCGCGUGUUUUGGGUCGUGACGGCCCUCGUCGGCGCGCUUUUCUCCGCUUUGGCCGCCGUCCACUGGGCCGAGGGCUCGCUGCUCUUCCCCGACGACCCCCUCGCCUUCGCCGGCCUCGCCCUCUCGCUGCCUCUGGUGUAUGUAGCCAUCACCUGCUCCUCCGACGAUGUCUCAGGUACGUGCGGAGGCGAACCCGCUAACCAUACCCACGCGGCGGCGCCCGCCACGCCGUACGACGCCGCGUCGUGGCUGUCGCGCGCGACGUUCAGUUGGAUUAAUCCGUUGAUCUCCAAGGGCUACGCCAGUGACUCGCUCGCCGCCGACGACAUCCCGCCGGUGUCACCUGGCCACCGUGCCGAGGCGUCGUACGCUCUGUUCGAGUCCAACUGGCCGGCGCAGGGGUCGCGCCACCCGGUGGGCGUCGCGCUGUGGCUGUCCUUCUGGCCGCGCGUCGUAUUGACGGCGGCACUCGGCCUUGUGCGCCUCGGGGCCAUGUACGUUGGCCCGUCGCUCAUCAACCAUUUCGUCGACUUCAUCCUCCACGGCGGCACGGCGUGGGAGGGCCUCCGGCUAGUCGCCAUCCUUUUCGCAGGAAAGGCGGUCCAGACGCUGGCCUCGCACCACUACAACUUCCAGGGUCAGCUGCUGGGGAUGCGCAUCCGCGGCGCGCUGCUCACGGCGCUGUACCGCAAGUCGCUGCGUCUCUCCACUGGCGCUCGCCGCGCGCACGGCUCCGGCGCCAUCGUCAACUACAUGCAGGUGGACGCCGGGACGGUGUCCUACACCAUGCACGGGCUCCACGGACUUUGGCUGAUGCCGCUGCAGAUCGUGGUGGCGCUUGUCCUGCUGUACGCCUACCUCGGCCCCUCCGUGCUCAUGACGCUCGCCGUGAUCACCGCGGUCACCGUGAUCACCGCGUUCGCCAACAAGCUCAACUUGGCCUAUCAGCUCAAGUUCCUUGGCGUCCGGGACAGUCGCAUCAAGGCCAUCACCGAGAUGCUGAACCACAUGCGCGUGAUCAAGCUGCAGGCCUGGGAGGAGAAGUUCGGUGGCAAGGUGCGAGAACUCCGGCAGACUGAGAUGGGGUGGCUGACCAAGAUCGUUCUCUUCAUGUGCGCCAACAAUGUGGUGUUCUCAAGUGGCCCUCUUGCCAUGACCGUGCUCGUCUUCGGGACAUACCUUGCUGCCGGAGGAGAGCUAGACGCUGGCAAGGUGUUCACAGCCACUGCUUUUUUCUCAAUGCUCGAGGGUCCUAUGCACAACUUCCCGCAGACGAUCGUGAUGUGUAUGCAGGCGUUUGUGUCACUUGGCAGGCUGAACAAGUUCCUGUCUGAUGCUGAGAUUGACAGCACGGCUGUGGAGCGCAUUGAUAGUAGUGCCGAGGAUGCAGCAGCCGUGAAGGUACAGAAUGGAGUGUUUGCGUGGGAUGUGCCAGUCGAUAGUGCAGAUGAUGGCCGUCAGGGCCAUGGUGCAGAGAAUGGCCGAGAGGAGGCGCCAACUAUGGACACGGUGCUGAAUGGGAUCGAGGUAGAGGUGAGGAAGGGUGAGCUAGCGGCGGUGGUUGGGACAGUGGGCUCCGGCAAGUCAUCCUUGCUGUCCUGCAUCAUGGGAGAAAUGCACAAGAUCUCCGGCACGGUUAGCAUAUGUGGAAGCACGGCUUGUGUUGCUCAGACUGCUUGGAUCCAGAAUGGAACCAUUCAAGAGAACAUUUUAUUUGGACAACCAAUGCAUUCAGAGAAAUACAUGGAGGUGAUACGUGCUUGUUGCCUAGAGAAAGAUUUAGAAAUGAUGGAAUUUGGAGACAAGACUGAAAUAGGAGAGAGGGGGAUCAACCUCAGUGGUGGCCAGAAACAACGCAUCCAGCUUGCUAGAGCAGUUUAUCAAGAUUGUGAUAUAUAUCUGCUUGAUGAUAUCUUUAGUGCAGUUGAUGCUCACACUGGUUCAGCUAUCUUCAAGGAAUGUCUGAAGGGUAUACUUAAGAAGAAGACUGUUUUGCUUGUGACUCACCAAGUGGAUUUCUUAAAAAAUGUGGAUACAGUAUUUGUAAUGAAAGACGGGGUAGUCAUUCAGUCUGGGAGCUACAGCCAGUUACUGAUAUCAUGCCCGGAUUUUUCAGCUCUCGUUUCUGCUCACCAUAGUUCGAUGGAGAUGCCAGGGGCAACAGAACAAACCUCUGAUGAUCAGACCACUGUGUAUCCUCAGGCCACCACCGCAUCACCAAAAACACCUGCCAGGUCCAAAUCUAGUAAUGGUACCAGUGUUGCACCGAGCAAAGAAGCAGGUUCAUCCAAACUGAUCCAGGAGGAAGAAAAGGAGAGUGGCCGAGUAAGUUGGCAAGUGUACAAGCUAUACAUAACAGAGGCUUGGGGUUGGUGGGGAGUUCUGGUCAUUUUAGCUGUGACAGUGCUCUCAGAGGGCUCCAGUAUGGCUAGUAACUACUGGCUCUCAUAUGAAACAUCUGGGGGCACAAUAUUUGACACUUCUGUUUUUCUUGGUGUUUACGUUUCGAUAGUUGCUGCUUCAAUUGCAUGCGACGCAAUCAGUACUCUUUUCGUGACAUUCUUGGGGUUUAAGUCAGCCCAGGUCUUUUUUACCAAGAUGUUUGACAGCAUUCUACGAGCUCCAAUGUCAUUUUUUGACACCACUCCUUCUGGGAGGAUAUUAAGCCGGGCAUCAGCAGACCAAAUGAAAAUUGACACUGCCCUUGUAUUCUAUGUUGGUUUUGCUCUGUCAAUGUGCAUUUCCGUACUAAGCAGCAUUGCUGUUACUUGUCAGGUUGCAUGGCCAUCAGUCAUAGCAGUACUUCCACUAGUGCUUUUAAACAUUUGGUACCGGAAUCAUUACAUUACAACCUCUCGAGAGUUAACUCGUCUUCAAGGAGUAACAAGGGCACCAGUUAUUGAUCACUUCUCAGAAACUUUUUUGGGCGCUCCAACAGUAAGGUGCUUUAGGAAGGAAGAUGAGUUUUACCAAAUAAACUUGGACAGAAUCAAUUCGAAUCUGCGCAUGUCCUUUCAUAAUUAUGCAGCUAAUGAGUGGCUGGGUUUUCGACUGGAGUUGAUUGGCACACUUCUACUGUCUAUAACUGCUUUUCUCAUGAUCAGCUUGCCUAGCAAAUUCAUCAAAAAAGAGUUCGUCGGCAUGUCCCUUUCGUAUGGUUUAUCUCUCAACUCAUUGGUGUACUAUACAAUUUCCAUAAGCUGUAUGCUAGAGAAUGAUAUGGUUGCCGUUGAAAGGGUGAAUCAGUACAGUACUCUUCCUUCUGAAGCAGCAUGGGAAGUGGCAGAUUGUCUUCCCUCACCAAAUUGGCCUAGCAAAGGAGAUAUUGACAUUAAAGAUCUGAAGGUUAGGUAUCGAUCAAACACACCUCUAAUCUUGAAGGGUAUUACUAUCAACAUUAACAGUGGAGAAAAGAUAGGACUUGUGGGUAGGACUGGCAGUGGAAAGUCAACUUUUGUUCAGGCUUUGUUCAGGCUUGUGGAGCCUGCAGAAGGCCACAUCAUCAUUGAUGGAGUAGAUAUUUGCACUUUGGGUCUUCAUGAUCUCAGGUCUCGCUUUGGUGUGAUUCCUCAAGAACCUGUGCUCUUUGAAGGAACCAUAAGAAGUAACAUUGACCCAAUUGGGCAGUAUUCUGAGGAUGAGAUAUGGCAGGCCCUUGAGCGUUGUCAGCUAAAAGAUAUAGUAGCUGCAAAACCAGAGAAGCUUGAUGCACUAGUUGCCGAUAUGGGGGAGAACUGGAGUGUGGGACAGAAGCAGCUUCUCUGUUUUGGCCGUGUCAUUCUGAAGCGCAGCCGGAUCUUGUUCAUGGAUGAGGCGACCGCUUCUGUUGAUUCUCAAACAGAUGCAACUAUACAGAGGAUAAUCCGAGAGGAAUUCAUUGAUUGUACGGUCAUCAGCAUUGCGCACCGCAUACCAACUGUCAUGGACAGCGAUAGAGUUCUGGUGUUGGAUGCAGGGUUAGUGAAGGAAUUUGAUGCACCGUCUAAGUUGAUGGGGAGGCCUUCACUUUUUGGAGCAAUGGUUCAGGAGUACGCAAAUCGCUCUUACAGCACAGAGGCGAGCGAUUGAUGACAUGGACAUCAUUAGUCAUAGAUACAAGGCAUACAAGAUAUAUAUAGAACUAAAAAUACUAACUACUGGAAAAAUAAACUCUAGAUGAAACCUUUGGAACUUUGGAGAGAUUAUGUGUUGUAUUCCCAUGUUGUCUCUUGAUACGUCGUCUGUGCAUCGCGAUUUAGUAGUUGCUCUUUGAUCAACACGAAAGGGUCGAAAUUGCAUUUGCUGUUACUGUUUGUAGUACAUAAAGUCUUACAUCUUACACACGAGAUAUUGAAACUUCAAAGGAGAAAUGUUUGCUCUCUGACAUUCCAUUUUGGAUCGGUAACUUCAAUCUUACCUA